GAAGUUUUUUCUUGAAUUGUCUUUGUUGGGAGGAAGGAAUUUCCUUGACCCCUCGAGGUUCUUCUAGCUGGUCUAAGAAUCAAAUUGACAUGAGACAGAGUGACAGAAGGAAAAACCCGAAGUUUAAUUACAUACAUAUGGGGAAGCCAUACAGUCAGGGAGCAUAAAGUAUAUAUGUCAUCCUGAACCAAGGAGGUGAGGAUGGGGGUCUAAGACUUCAAAGAAAAAGGGAAGCAGUUCAUGGGGAAUAUGAACAAAGUAAAUGUUUGAUAAACAAAACACUUGAUGGGCCACACAGAACCCAGGGGUAAACAUAGAAACUUGAACCUAAGGCUUUGUCACAUUCCUCCCUGUCACUCCUAGUUCACAUUGUACUAUAGCUCUCUAAGGUGAUAGCUCUCCUUCUGGAGCAUGUUCUCUAUCUAAAUUCUUUUUAUGUAGUUGUGGUGUGGGAGGUCAAAGUUUCUUUCUGAGUCUUUUGGGCCUUAAUUAUUCUCAACUCUGAAAUAGUCUGCAUGCCACGAUGGCACAUCUUGGGGUGACCUGUCCUUGGUCCCUGCACCUCCCAAGUUCAGAGGUCAUGAACAAGCUUUAUCCUUUGUUGAGCUUUUUUAGGCAGUGAAGACUGGAGGGGCCAAGGGCCUGGCUGGUGAAGAACUCUGGAAGGAAGGUGUUUCCCUUGCCUCAGGGCCAGUCUCACUGCAAAUUUUCCAUGCAACAGUUAAGUACUUGCUGACUAGGAACUGAAUGAGACUGUAGUUCCAUACCUGUGCCAUACCCAGAGCUUUGUGAGGGAUCCAGGUAUGUUUUUGCCUGAUGGAGGGUAGAAACAUGGGGCAAUCAGUUCCUUCCAUAAUACUAGAAAUCGAAGAGAACAGGCUGGUCUUACCCUCCAGGAAAUGAAGCCCAGUCAGCUAAAGUAGUACCUGGUAAUGUUGCUGGGCAGCUGCACUGAGGAAGUCUCUCCCUGUGCACUAGGUGAAACCUCAGCCUGGACGGGAGAGGGUUCUUGACUCUGAUCGAAAGAGUUCUUGACCAGAUAGGACAAGUGUAGGUAAGGAAGGAAUUCAUUAAAGUGAGAUUAGCAGUGAAUGGCAGCAGGCAGCAGAGAACAAGGAAGAGCAGAGGGAGGAAAGGGAAGUUCACUGAACUCCAGCUUGGCGUAGGGCAGAGUAAACUGGCAUCCAGUGACCCUUUGAAUCUGCGCUGUGUGGGAACUAAGUCCCUACCACCCCAGGAUUUCCGGGAGCCACAGAGCACUAGAUGGAGUGAGAUUAUGUUUUGACAACUUCCCAAAGCAAAGAAAGAUUUUUGGCAGAUGCCUAAAGAGCAUGAUUGUACAGCUGCAGUCUCUUCCAGGUUACCCAGGUAAUGGGAACUUGCAAACCCAAAUCAGAGAUCUCAGUAGACAUUCCUUACUUGUCUGAAGUAGGACAGAGUGAAGAUUUGUGCUUGAGUCUAGAAAAUUGAAUGAAAUCAUGAAAUCUUAGCACUGGGAAGACUUUUAUUAACCUCCCAAGAGGCUUGGAAAUCCAGAGACAAAACACAGUAAGUUGAGCAGUGACGUGGCUUUAUUAAAGGUCAAGUACACACUUGAAGAAAGGGGAGUGCAAGCAACCUCAGGGAAGAGGUGCUUAAGGGCAUAGGAUUCUUUCUUUAAGGCUUUCAAGAAUGGGGCAAAGGGUCAGGGGGCAAUAGGCUUGACAUGGAGUCUCAUAAUGUCUGUCUCCUGUGAGAGACCUUAUGUCACCAUCUGUAGUCUGUCCUCUAUUCUGUAAGAUAAACUUAUCACAAGGAAUUUUUUGAUCCUGUUCUUCUCCAAGAUAGUGGUUACCCUCAAGCAGUGGGGACAUAUUAUUUAGGACUACUUGCCCUGCCUUAAGAUAGGGUCACUUAUAGGCUGAUUACCAUAAAGUAUGUUAGGAAUAUUACCUCAUAACUCCCUUGGUUUUUAAAAAUGGAAUCUUAGCCUUAAAAUGGAGUCCCUCUUGUUCUUACUAUAUAAUUUAUAUUGGCAUUUUUCAUCAGAGGCAGGAAAAAUUAAUCAUGGUGCUUGUCCCAUGUCCCUGCCCUACCUCAGUGAGGGUCCAGUGAUUUUCUAGGAAGAUCCAAGAAAGGAGACCUGUGAGUCAGCAGGUGUGGUCAGGGAUCCUUCUUAGUAUUAGCUGCGCUUGGGCAGUGGUUUGGGAGGCAGUUGUGGGGAAGUGAGCCUUUCCUGAGGUGAGGAACGUCUGGUCCACUGUGUGAUUUCUUCCCUUCUUUGCCCUCUCAUGGCACUUGGGGAAAUACAGUUAAAGCACAGUCUCCUCCCAACCCAGAAAAACCUCUCCAGAAUGGCAGAAGUGGAAAAAAGCACUUUUAUUAUUGACUAAUCGUUAAGCCAGAAUGAAAUUGCAUCUCAGGCAGUCCACUAAAAAGAUUGCAGAGAUAGAAGGCUCCCCCUUAUAUAGCUAAGUGGUGACAACCCAGUUUUGCAAUUUGGAAAUUUGUCAGGUGACAAGUUAGGCCUAUCUCCUCCCAGGAAACUGGCAGAUUGGCAUAUUCAAAGCGAUAGUUACCAGGCCUUUAAGGAAAUGGUCCUAAGUUUUGAGACUGGCAAGUCACUCAUUUGCCAUUAAAAAGAUUUUAUAGUCGCCUCAGACCCCUUACCUGGUUUAGCUUUCCCAGGUUUCAGUUACUCAUCACAACGCCUAUGUCAUUGACCUCACUUCAUCUCAUCACAAACAUCUCACAUCAUCACAAGAAGGGUGUCUGUGACAUUCAGGGACGUGGCAGUGUUCUUCAGCCGGGAUGAGUGGCUGCACCUGGACUCUGCGCAGAGGACCUUGUACCGGGAGGUGAUGCUGGAGAACUACAGCGCCCUGGUCUCGCUGGGGAUUCUGUUUUCCAAACCAAAGGUUAUUUUCCAGUUAGAGCAAGGGGAAGACCCCUGGAUGGUGGAAAAUGGAGUUUCUCAAGGCACAUGUGUAGGAUGGGAGAGCUUGUUUGAAACCACAGUUUCAGAAGAAGAAGGUCAGGAAGUAAUGAAUAAAUUCAUAGAUGAUGCUCCUUUUGACUUCAAGUCAGGAAAGACCUACAUAAAUGAGGACAAACUAGAGAAGCAGCAAGGCCAAAACAGCAAACCCUUCAGGAAACUCUUAAUUACCAUUAAAAAAACCUACAUGAUGGAGAGAAGCUUUACAGGUAUUGAACUGGGGAAGAAUCUUGCUCUAAAAUCAUCACUUACUAGAAAACCCAGAAUGGCUUCCAGAGGAAGGAAACCCCAUUCACAGCAGUAUUCAAUUCUGUUUAAACAACUGGGAGUCAAUAUAGUACGUAAAUGCUACAAAUGUAAUGUCUGUGGGAAAAUCUUCCUCCACAGUUCUUCCCUGAGUAAACAUCAGAGAAUCCAUACUGGAGAGAAGCUCUAUAAAUGUAAGGAAUGUAGGAAAGCUUUUAGCCAAAGCUCAUCUCUAACUCAGCAUCUGAGAGUUCAUACUGGAGAGAAACCUUAUAUAUGUAGUGAAUGUGGAAAAGCCUUCAGUUUCACUACAUCUCUUAUUGGACAUCAGAGAAUGCAUACUGGAGAGAGGCCCUAUAAAUGCAAUGAAUGUGGGAAAACAUUUAAAGGUAGCUCAUCCCUUAAUAAUCACCAGAGAAUUCAUACUGGGGAAAAGCCCUAUAAGUGUAAUGAAUGUGGGAGAGCCUUUAGUCAGUGCUCAUCUCUUAUUCAACAUCAUAGAAUUCAUACUGGCGAGAAACCAUAUGAAUGUAGCCAGUGUGGGAAAGCUUUUACUUCAAUAUCACGGCUGAGCAGACACCACAGGAUUCAUACUGGAGAGAAGCCCUUUAACUGCAAUGAGUGUGGAAAAGUGUUCAGUUACCACUCAGCCCUUAUUAUACAUCAGAGAAUUCACACUGGUGAGAAACCUUAUGCAUGUAAAGAAUGUGGGAAAGCCUUCAGCCAAAGCUCUGCUCUUAUACAGCAUCAAAGAAUUCAUACUGGAGAAAAACCCUACAAAUGUAAUGAAUGUGGGAAAGCUUUCUCCUGGAUUUCACGGCUUAAUAUACACAAUAGAAUCCAUACUGGAGAAAAACCAUAUAAUUGUAAAGAAUGUGGAAAAGCUUUCAGUUCCCACUCAGCAGUUAAUACUCAUAGAAAAAUCCAUACUGGAGAGAAACCUUAUAAAUGUAGUGACUGUGAAAAAGCCUUCAACCAAAGCUCAGCUCUAAUUCAGCACCAGAGAAUUCAUACUGGAGAGAAACCAUUCAACUGUAAAGUAUGUGGGAAAGCCUUCAGACAAAGUUCAUCCCUUAUGACACAUAUGAGAAUUCAUACAGGAGAAAAGCCUUAUAAAUGUAAAGAAUGUGGGAAAGCUUUUAGUCAGAGCUCAUCCCUUACCAAUCAUCAGAGGACUCAUACUGGAGAAAAACCAUAAAAUGCAUGUGGAAAAUCUAGUUGAAGUUCAUUCCACAAUAAAUAUCAGAGAAUUCAUCUUGGGGAGAAAGUGAUAAAAAUUAGUUAAUUGUCAGUUAAACUUCAGAAUCUAGGCUGUCAAACAUCAGAGACUUCAUGAUGCAUGUUACCUUAGGAGGAUUAGGAUGGCUUCUUUAAAAUAUUUUUUCAUGUUUUUAAGUUAUUACUGAUUAUAAAAUAGAGAAUUUAUAAGAUCAAAAUGUUAGUAUAUUAUAUUUUCAUUCUAGUGAUGUAUGGCAACCACCACCAGCUUUCACAAAUACCACUGGAAAGCAUGUUUUAUGGAAGGUUUUAUGUAAAAGUGCAGCCAUGAAAUUUUGACAAUCUAGGAAUCUAUUUUUUUUGAAACUGUAAGUGUUAUACAAGCCAAUUGUACUAAGAAUGUUUUGGAGAAGAACGGUAAGCAGGUGACCUGUAGCUACCUCACUGUGACUAAAAUUUGGUUUUAAAAAUUG
Manis javanica (Malayan pangolin) is the source of this 4911-nucleotide messenger RNA. NCBI's taxonomy places the organism in Eukaryota, Metazoa, Chordata, Mammalia, Pholidota, Manidae. The record is from RefSeq and is a predicted model, not a curated record.